AUGGAAAACAUCUCCACGCCUCUGCCCGGAUCCACAGAGGUUACGCUCACAGGACCGGCCGGUUCCUUUGAGCAAGACCCACUAAGUCAGCAGAGGUCUCACAUGCCCGUGAAACCCAACCAAGUGGGGCAGGUCAUACUGUACGGGGUGCCUAUCGUGUCGCUCAUCAUCGACAACCAAGAGAGGCUGUGUUUAGCUCAGAUCUCCAACACGCUGCUGAAGAACUACAGCUACAACGAGAUCCACAACCGGCGAGUGGCUCUGGGAAUCACCUGCGUCCAGUGCACGCCCGUCCAAUUGGAGAUCUUGCGCAGGGCCGGCGCCAUGCCCAUCUCGUCCAGGAGAUGCGGAAUGAUCACCAAGAGGGAGGCCGAGAGACUGUGCAAAUCCUUUCUAGGUGAGAACAGGCCCCCGAAACUCCCCGAUAACUUCGCCUUUGAUGUCAGCCAUGAAUGUGCUUGGGGGAGUAGGGGCAGUUUCGUCCCCGCUCGAUAUAACAGUUCCAGGGCCAAAUGCAUCAAGUGUUCCUAUUGCAAUAUGUACUUCUCCCCAAACAAGUUUAUCUUCCAUUCUCAUCGCACACCAGACGCCAAGUACACCCAACCCGAUGCGGCCAACUUCAACUCGUGGAGGAGACACCUGAAGCUAACUGACAAAAGUCCCCCGCAAGACCUGACCUACGCCUGGGAAGAUGUUAAGGCCAUGUUUAACGGGGGAAGCCGCAAGAGAGCUUUGCCCGGGCAUUGCGGCACCCUGGGUUCGGAGAAAGCGGUCAGCAGCGUUAUCUCUCACAUGAUGUCCCCGGAUCUUUCCCAGAAGAGGACCAGGUUUACCGAGGACGAUGAAGAGAGAAGCGGCGUUUCCUCGCGGAAAACCCUGCGGAGUUAUCCAGUGAUCCCGGUCCCCAGCAAAGGAUUUGGGAUGCUACAGAAAUUCCCGGCGGCUUCUCUCUUCCCCAGCCCUUACACGUUCCCCGCCUUUGGUCUGUGUCAGAAAAAGGAAGACGGGGAUGCUCUCUCUGGUGGCCAGAAGCCAAACGGGCUGUCAGGCCUCCUUUGGCCCGGGAGAAAGGACGCCUUUUAUCCGCCGCUCUGUAUGUUCUGGCCGCCGAGGGCGGCCAGCGGUAUUCCGGUGCCAACCUACCUCCAGCCCCAGCCCAGCGCAAUCACGUCGGCGGGCGAUUCCCCGAAUCUGAGACAAGCAUUCCUCGAUCUCUCCGACCAGAACGAAGGUGGCGGCCUGGCGAGUCCCAGGGACAGCAUGUUUGACGGCGAUAGCUUAAACCAUCCAGGCACGCCAGAUCACAGGCUGGCGGGUGACGGUGGCAGGGUGAAACUGUUAGACGUGUCUACGUUCACGGCCAGGAAGCAGAACUACCUGUCGGCCUUUAGGCCCGUGGUCAAAACCAAACUGCCCGGCAACCCAGAGGAUUUCGGGUCGGAGCGACACCCUUCCCCAGGAACCAGCUGCAGUUACCACAGCGACAGCGUGGAGAGCGAGGAGGAAGCAGAGGUGGACGUGGAGACCAGCAAACUCUCUGGGGACGGGCAGGAGAACGCCACCUCCCCCGGCCACUUCCCCCAGAGCAGUCUACAACAGGACUCCCGGCCCGCAGACGGCAAGGAAAAGACCGCUUCCCCCACCUCCAAAUUAGAAGCAGCCACCGAGGCGACUAGAGACCCAGCCAAUAAAAGGGCCUCCACACCCUGCGACCCACCGCCAUUGGAGGAGCCGAGUUACAAAGAUGCUCUUAAAAAUGGGAGCAAAAAGCAUUCCCUCUUUUCGAAAAAGAACGAAGACAAUUUUCCUAGUGAGACGAAACAUCAAGACGGUGUUGCGGACGAACCCGACAGUCCAGGGCUAGGAUUCUGGCGGGAAUCUAGAGUUGACCACGAACAAGAAACAACAGCUCGAGUUUCAAUCAAAGCAGAUGUGGCAAAUAUGGAGAAAGAAGAACUUCAGAAAGUUUUGUUGGAACAGAUUGAUCUGAGGCGGAGAUUAGAGCAAGAGUUUCAGGCGUUAAAGGGUAACGCUCCUUUCACUGUUGUCAAUAACUUCCAGGACCAAAUGAAGCGAGAGCUGGCGUAUCGGGAAGAAAUGGUUCAGCAACUUCAGAUGGUGAGCUGA
Hypanus sabinus (Atlantic stingray) is the source of this 2127-nucleotide messenger RNA. It is a transcript of the gene skor2, whose product is annotated as SKI family transcriptional corepressor 2. Bases 1 to 2127 code for a protein of 708 amino acids. NCBI's taxonomy places the organism in Eukaryota, Metazoa, Chordata, Chondrichthyes, Myliobatiformes, Dasyatidae. The record is from RefSeq and is a predicted model, not a curated record. Gene Ontology annotation, molecular function: RNA polymerase II cis-regulatory region sequence-specific DNA binding; SMAD binding; DNA-binding transcription factor activity, RNA polymerase II-specific. Gene Ontology annotation, cellular component: nucleus; transcription regulator complex. Gene Ontology annotation, biological process: negative regulation of transcription by RNA polymerase II; negative regulation of BMP signaling pathway. The transcript has 6 exons.